CUACCAAUCAGGAGGUAAGCGGCAGCAACAGCAAGCCAGCAACAAAUGAUUCGGUGAGGUCGAACCAUCCGUGAGGUGCCCUGUCCUUUUUCCCUCACCUUCUCCACCUCCUCCUCGUCUCCCCUUCCGCCUAUAGAUCUCUCUCCUCCAUUACACCUCACCGCCAAGGUCACGGAGUCGCAGUGACACCGCGCCCUCCAAGAACCGCAGCUCGCCCAUCCCCCCUGCGGCUUGCUGAGCGGAGCGGCGGCGGCAAUGUCUUCCAACGGCAAGCCCACCCCGCAGCCCCCGGCCGCCGCCGGCAACGGCGCCGGCGGCCCGCCCAAGAUGUACCAGCGGCCAAUCUACCGCCCGCAGCAGGGGCCUGCCAAGCGCGGCCGCGGCGGGCGCUCCUGCCCGUUCAGCUGCUGCUGCUGCUUCUUCUGGACGGUCCUCAUCAUCCUCCUCCUCGCCUUCAUCGCCGCCGUGGUGGGGGGCGCCUUCUACCUCCUGUACCGCCCGCACCGCCCGGCCUUCACGCUCACCGUGGCGCGCGUCACCAAGCUGAGCGUCUCCUCCACCGCCACGGCGCCCGCGGUCACCGACGCCAUCGACGUCACGCUCACCGCCAGGAACCCCAACAAGAAGCUCGUCUACUUCUACGACGACUUCACCGUCACGGCCGCCACCGCCGCCAACGCCGUCCCGCUCGGGGACGCCUCCGUGUCCGGGUUCGCGCACGACGCCGGCAACAUCACCGUCAUCAAGGCCACCGUCUCCGCCUCCGCUCUCGCGAUCGACCCCACCGCCAGCUCCGACAUCAAGAAGUCCGGCGAGUUCCCCAUCACCGUCGACCUGGAGACCAAGGCCGGCGUCAAGGUGGGCGGGCUCAAGACCAAGAAGAUUGGCAUCCGGGUGCACUGCGACGGCAUCAAGGUGACCGCGCCCGCGCCGCCUCCCCCGGCGAAGAAGAAGAAGCUCGCGAAGGCCGCCGCGGACGCGCCUGCGCCCGCGGCCGUCGACGACGCGCCGGCGCCGCCCGCGCCGGCGGCCACCGUCGCGCGCGUGUGCCAGGUCAGGAUCCGAGUCAAGAUCUGGAAGUGGACCUUCUAGUCACGUCGCCAACCUCCUAGGAGCCGCAUUGCAAAAAUUUUCGGGUAAAAAAAAAAGUGGCUUUGCCUUUUCACGUUGAUUGAAGGAAGUUUCUCCAGUAGGAAACCGUAGCAGGAAUCAAACGUCGGUGGUUGUAAAUUUUUGUGUUUGAAUUUUACCAAAAUUUGGUUGACGGGGGAGGGGAGGAGCCGGGAGCGAAGCCAGGAAGUGAUGCGGUGAAGCGAAAGGAGGAGGCUAUGAUUUCUGCAGUGUGAGGCUUGAACGAUUUGUUCAUUUUUUUUUAGUACUUUUCCUUAUUUUUCACCUUCUUGUUGGUAGUGCCAGUACAAUUUGAUGAUUUGUUGUUACUUUAACUAUGUAAUCCAAAUUAUCCGAAUGUAUAAUUGGUAGUGACAUGCAAGUGUAGUUCUAGUACUGUACUCUCCCCAUUUUUGUGUGUUUAUCAUUCAAUUUGCAGAUGAAGUGAACAAAGCUUUGGUCUGAA
This is a messenger RNA of Panicum virgatum (switchgrass), 1576 nucleotides long. RefSeq names its product NDR1/HIN1-like protein 6. The coding region runs from base 256 to 1092 and encodes 278 amino acids. NCBI's taxonomy places the organism in Eukaryota, Viridiplantae, Streptophyta, Magnoliopsida, Poales, Poaceae. The transcript has a single exon. Gene Ontology annotation, cellular component: plasma membrane. The record is from RefSeq and is a predicted model, not a curated record.